Messenger RNA from Phaethon lepturus (White-tailed tropicbird), 324 nucleotides. Its product is annotated as synaptoporin-like. Gene Ontology annotation, cellular component: synaptic vesicle; synaptic vesicle membrane. Lineage: Eukaryota; Metazoa; Chordata; Aves; Phaethontiformes; Phaethontidae. The record is from RefSeq and is a predicted model, not a curated record. The annotation marks the transcript as partial. The transcript has 2 exons.
CUUUUUGCAAUCUUUGCAUUUGCAACAUGCGGUGGGUACUCUGGAGGACUGCGCCUCAGUGUGGACUGUGCAAACAAGUCAGAGAGUGACCUCAGCAUUGACAUAGCCUUUGCCUACCCCUUCAGGUUGCAUCAAGUGAAUUUCGAUGCUCCCACUUGUGAAGGCAAGCGCCGAGAAAAGCUCUCCUUGAUAGGGGACUUCUCCUCUUCGGCAGAGUUCUUCGUCACCAUUGCAGUCUUUGCCUUCCUCUACUCGCUGGCUGCCACCGUGGUUUAUAUCUUCUUCCAGAACAAGUACCGCGAAAACAACAGAGGGCCUCUGAUU